CUAUCAUAGUCUCCCAAUUGGCCACAAAUUAGAAAAGGGACGCGUAUUUUAAGGUCCGUGUCUAUCUCUUCUUUUUUUUUUUCUCUUUCUUUUUUAUAAUAAUAAUAUGAAUUAUUCUUCUGCUGAACAUUUGUAUGGAGAUAAUGAUAGUAUAUAUUCUAAAGUUGAAUUCAGUAAACAACUUGCACAAUCCUCUUUACUAUCUGAUGAACUAAUACAACGUUCAGCAAGUCAGUUUGGAAUUAGGCCAAAUACUUUAUUAGAUCAAAAUAUAAUGGAAAACGAGAUCUAUCCGUUAUCACAGCGACGUCGACCUCUAUUGCCUCAACAACAACAACAACAACAACAACGACAACAACGGUCUCUCCGAUUACCAACAACAACAACACAAGAAGAAGAAGAAGAAGAACAAGAAGAAGGUCAUGAUAAGUGGAAACCACAAGAUUUGGAUGAACAAAGUGAACUUCAAUUCCUUGUACGACAUCUUCAACGAGAAAAUGAACAAUUAUUAAUGGCCUUACAACGUAGUCAUGAUGGAUUAAUCAAGUGUCGCCAAGAAAAAAGAUUAUUGGAAGAUAUGUUACAAGAUCAACGGAAAAUGACUUUGGAUAAAGAAUUGGAGGAUUGUAUUUCAGGAACGCCAUCCAACGAGUGGAGUAAGCAAGAAUUAUUGGCUUUAGUGGAACAGGUAGAACAACGACAAAAAAGGGAUAUACAACAUCGAAAUGAUUUACUAUUUCAAAAACAAUACUUGAUGCUUGCUAAUGCAGCACUUGAAUCAUGUGAACAAGAAUCAUUAGAUGUAUUACAACAAUUAGGUGUUACCAAGGCUGAUCCCCCACUUUCUCCAUGGUCUAAAUGUCGAGCAUGUAUGUGGACCAUCAUUGCUGUGAAACGCUUCCAAGCCGGUGUAUCAUCUUCCUUGGCAAACAGAGUCAAUCAUGACGAUCACUCUUCUUGGCAGUGAAAUAGAAUAGAAUAUCUUAUAUACCCCCCCCUAUUUAUCU
Halteromyces radiatus is the source of this 1007-nucleotide messenger RNA. RefSeq lists its product as uncharacterized. The coding region runs from base 107 to 967 and encodes 286 amino acids. The record is from RefSeq and is a predicted model, not a curated record. The transcript has 5 exons. NCBI's taxonomy places the organism in Eukaryota, Fungi, Mucoromycota, Mucoromycetes, Mucorales, Cunninghamellaceae.